CCGCUCGGUCCGCUAACGGUCGCCCGCGAUGCCGUUGGAGUUUGAAUUAUGCCCGGGCCGGCUGAUCGGCGGCGACCAGCCCUGCUUUAUCAUCGCCGAGAUUGGGCAGAACCACCAGGGAGACCUGGAGACCGCCAAGCGGAUGAUUCGCGUGGCCAAGGAGUGCGGCGCAGACUGCGCUAAGUUCCAGAAAAGCGAACUGGAGCACAAGUUCAACAAGAGAGCCCUGGCGAGGCCCUACACUUCGAAACACUCCUGGGGGAAGACUUACGGAGACCAUAAGCGCCACCUGGAGUUCAGCCACGACCAGUACAAGGAGUUGCAGCGCUAUGCCAAGGAGAUCGGCAUUUUUUUCACAGCCUCCGGCAUGGACGAAAUGGCUGUGGAAUUUCUGCACGAACUGGAUGUUCCAUUUUUUAAAGUAGGAUCAGGAGACACAAACAAUUUUCCCUAUUUGGAAAAGGCAGCAAAAAAAGGUCGCCCGAUGGUGAUUUCUAGCGGGAUGCAGUCGAUGAACACAAUGAAGCAAGUGUACCAGCUGGUGAAGCCCCUCAACCCAAACUUCUGUUUCCUUCAGUGCACCAGUGCGUACCCUCUUCAGCCCGAAGACGUCAACCUUCGGGUCAUAGCGGCAUAUAGAUCUGCGUUCCCAGAUAUUCCGAUUGGCUAUUCCGGUCACGAGACCGGGGUGGCCAUUUCUGUUGCAGCAGUUGCUAUGGGGGCCAAAGUAUUGGAACGCCACAUCACACUGGACAAGACCUGGAAAGGGAGCGACCACCAGGCAUCCCUGGAGCCAGGCGAGCUGGCGGAACUGGUGAAAAGUAUCCGGAUGGUGGAGAAAGCCAUGGGGUCUCCCAUCAAGCGGCUCUUGCCCUGUGAAGUGGCAUGUAACGAAAAGUUGGGAAAGUCGGUUGUCGCCAAAGUGAGGAUCCCCGAAGGCACCACGCUGACCCUGGACAUGCUGGCGGUCAAGGUGGGGGAGCCCAAAGGCUAUCCUCCAGAAGACAUCUUCAGCUUGGAGGGCAAGAAGGUCAAGAUCAACAUUGAGGAAGAUGAAACAGUCACCGAGGAGGCAAUUGAAAAUCACGUAAAAAAAGUGAAAUGUUAA
Euleptes europaea (tarantolino) is the source of this 1108-nucleotide messenger RNA. RefSeq names its product N-acetylneuraminate synthase (gene NANS). The transcript is spliced from 6 exons. Gene Ontology annotation, molecular function: N-acylneuraminate-9-phosphate synthase activity. The coding region runs from base 29 to 1108 and encodes 359 amino acids. Gene Ontology annotation, biological process: carbohydrate biosynthetic process. The record is from RefSeq and is a predicted model, not a curated record. NCBI's taxonomy places the organism in Eukaryota, Metazoa, Chordata, Lepidosauria, Squamata, Sphaerodactylidae.